Anopheles marshallii is the source of this 849-nucleotide messenger RNA. It is a transcript of the gene Dhrs4, whose product is annotated as dehydrogenase/reductase SDR family member 4. The record is from RefSeq and is a predicted model, not a curated record. The transcript is spliced from 3 exons. NCBI's taxonomy places the organism in Eukaryota, Metazoa, Arthropoda, Insecta, Diptera, Culicidae. Gene Ontology annotation, molecular function: carbonyl reductase (NADPH) activity. Bases 1 to 849 code for a protein of 282 amino acids.
AUGUUCCGAACGAUGGCUGGAAGUGCUGCACUCACACAAACUAUCCGCAUGACGAUGGAUCGCAAUCUUUGCAGCGCUUCGGGAAUUGCAGCUAAACGGUUAACCGGAAAGGUGGCCGUCGUAACCGCCUCUACGGAAGGCAUUGGUUAUGCCAUCGCAGAACGUCUUGGGCAGGAAGGAGCGAAAGUGGUCGUUAGUAGCCGUAAGCAACAGAACGUCGAUCGUGCCGUGACAGAGCUUCGAUCAGCUGGUGUAGAGGUGUCCGGAAUUAAGUGUCACGUCGCUAAUGCAAACGAUCGGAAAGCGCUGUUCGAUCAUGCAGCGCAAACGUUUGGUGGCAUCGAUAUUCUCGUAUCGAAUGCAGCGGUGAAUCCGGAAGUUGGAGGUGUGCUGGAAUGCAGUGAGUCUGCAUGGGACAAAAUUUUCGAGGUCAAUGUGAAAUGUUCCUAUCUGUUGGCGAAGGAAUCGUUACCGUUUCUUCGCGAGCGAAAGGGUGGCAGUAUCGUAUUUAUUUCGUCUAUUGCCGGCUUCCAACCGUUCCAACUUUUGGGUGCAUAUUCCGUCAGCAAAACGGCACUGUUCGGAUUGACUAAAGCUGCCAGCCAGGAACUGGCGGCAGAAAACAUCCGAGUGAAUUGCAUAGCACCUGGGGUGGUGCAAACGAAAUUUGCCGGAGCGUUGCAAGAAUCGGAUGCCGCCAAAGAAGAAACAUUGUCACGUAUCCCAAUGGGUCGCAUCGCACAACCGAAGGAAAUUUCGGGUGUUUGCGCAUUCCUUGUGUCGGAUGAUGCUAGUUACGUUACCGGAGAAACUGUAGUAGCAUCCGGAGGUAUGCCAUCUCGGCUGUAA